This is a messenger RNA of Nelumbo nucifera (sacred lotus), 2420 nucleotides long. Its product is annotated as microtubule-associated protein 70-1-like. NCBI's taxonomy places the organism in Eukaryota, Viridiplantae, Streptophyta, Magnoliopsida, Proteales, Nelumbonaceae. Gene Ontology annotation, biological process: cytoskeleton organization. Gene Ontology annotation, molecular function: microtubule binding. The record is from RefSeq and is a predicted model, not a curated record.
UUUUUUUUUUUUUUUUUUUUCCAGGAAAAUAAAGCCCAACAGCCCUCUCUCGCUCUCUUUCGGAGUGGAUUUCUAGGGUUUCAGUUUUUCAUGCCUGAGCAGAACCAGAUCUCUAAUGGCGGAUACUCACAUUGGAAACGGCGAGCUAACUCCGAGCUCGGAUUCUGCUAAAUCAGUGGUUCUUUGCACGUCGGCUUCGUUCAAGUCCAGGAAGAAGAGCUCUAUCUCUCGGGUGGGUUCUGAGGUCGACGACUUCAUCAACCUCUUGCACGGUUCCGAUCCAGUCAAAGUCGAGCUCAAUCGUCUCGAAAAUGAAGCUAGAGAUAAGGAGAGGGAAUUGGGAGAGGCGCAAGCUGAGAUCAAGGCACUAAAGUACUCCGAGCGUCUUAAAGAAAAGGCUGUCGAAGAGCUAACUGAUGAACUGAAAAAAGUGGAUGGAAAGCUAAAGGCAACUGAAGUUCUUUUAGAGAACAAGAACCUUGAGAUCAAGAAGAUAAAUGAUGAGAAAAAAGCAGCUCUUGCUGCACAAUUUGCAGCAGAAGCCACACUUCGUAGAGUCCACGCUGCUCAAAAGGAUGAUGACAUGCCCCCAAUUGAGGCCAUCAUCACUCCACUGGAGGCAGAGCUAAAACUUGCUAAGCUUGAGGUUGCAAAGCUACAGGAUGAUAAUAGGGCACUAGAUCGGCUUACUAAAUCAAAGGAAGCUGCUCUACUUGAAGCCGAGAGAACUGUACAGAUUGCCUUGGCAAAAGCAUCGCUGGUUGAGGAUGUUCAAAAUAAGAACCAGGAGUUAAUGAAGCAGAUUGAAAUUUGCCAGGAGGAGAAUAAGAUCUUAGACAAAAUGCAUAGGCAAAAGGUUGCAGAGGUCGAAAAGCUAAGCCAAACUGUCCGUGAGCUAGAGGAGGCUGUUCUUGCUGGUGGAGCUGCUGCAAAUGCUGUGCGUGAUUACCAACGAAAAGUGCAGGAGAUGAAUGAGGAGAGGAAAACUCUUGAUCGGGAACUAGCUCGUGCAAAGGUUACUGCAAAUCGAGUUGCAGUUGUAGUUGCAAACGAAUGGAAAGAUGCCAACGACAAGGUUAUGCCUGUGAAGCAGUGGCUUGAAGAGAGAAGAUUUUUCCAGGGAGAAAUGCAACAACUUCGAGACAAACUGGCAGUAGCAGAGCGAGCUGCAAGAGCAGAAGCCCAGUUGAAGGAAAAAUAUCAAUUGCGACUCAAAGUUCUUGAAGAAGGAUUGAGACACCCCCCUAGUGUAAAUGGCCGUACCACAUUGGAAGGAAGAAGCAUAAGCAAUGGGCCUUCCAGGCGGCAGUCCCUUGGUGGGGCAGAAAACCUAUCCAGGCCAUCUUCCAAUGGCUUUUCAUCAAGGCGGUCGUCAAAUUCACAACUUGGAUCUGUGGCUUCAAACAGUGCAAGUGUAUUGUUAAAGCAGGCCAAGUGUUCAUCAAGAUCAUUUGAUGGCGGUAGCAGAUCGGUUGACAGAAAUAAAGUCACAUCAGGUGGUACUGGAAAAGUUACUACACCCAACAAAGUCACUGAUGGCAUGCAAAAUACUGAGACAACUACUACAUGCAAGGACACUUCAGAUGGGAAACCAAGUGAGAACACAAAAGCAGGUCAUGAGGAAUAUGUGUCUGGACUUUUGUACGAUAUACUACAAAAGGAGGUCAUUAUCUUGAGGAAAGCUUGCCAUGAAAAGGAUCAGAGCCUCAAGGACAAGGAUGAUGCAAUAGAGAUGCUCGCAAAGAAGGUUGAUACCUUGAAUAAAGCAAUGGAAGUUGAGGCCAAAAAGAUGCGAAGAGAAGUAGCUGCCAUGGAAAAGGAAGUAGCAGCUAUGCGGGCUAACAAUGAUCCAAGGGCACGGCGCCUUAGUGCUCCCAGGGGGGCUGUCAAUAGUUCUCAGUUGCUUUCUGCUAGGAAUAUGCGACACUCAUAGUGCCAUCUCAGUUUGAAUGCACACAAUGACUGGAUCGGGACGAUUUUUUGCACUUCGAGUUCUCCAGUCAAUAGGUUCAUAUGAUUUUAUCAUGUUUUAAUUGUUCUGUUUUUUCCCUAAUUUUAUAUAUUCAUCUGGCCUGAUAUUGCUCCCACAUUUCAAAAGCUGAGUGAUUGGGGGCCAUUGGGUAUCGUUGGCUGUCUUUUGAGGUUGAUGGGGGCUGUGUCAGAGAUGAAUGUGUGUUGGUUGUUUUUCUUUUUUUUUUUUUCUGUUUUUUUCCUCGUGCCUCUACCAGCCAAUCUAUAUAUGUAAAGAACUGACUAUGGGUUUUGGGAGAGCGUCAUCCUGUUGUAUAUUUUUGUAGCAAUAAUAGAGUAAUUCCAAUUUGUGCAUAGAAUUUCUGAUAGGAGGAAGUUCAAGACUUGUAAAUGCAACAUGAUGAUUUGACGCUCCAACAAGAAGAUUGAUUGAGAUACUAUUUGUUGCA